Chinchilla lanigera (long-tailed chinchilla) is the source of this 1203-nucleotide messenger RNA. It is a transcript of the gene Rit2, whose product is annotated as Ras-like without CAAX 2. Lineage: Eukaryota; Metazoa; Chordata; Mammalia; Rodentia; Chinchillidae. The record is from RefSeq and is a predicted model, not a curated record. The transcript has 5 exons. Gene Ontology annotation, molecular function: GTPase activity; GTP binding; GDP binding. Gene Ontology annotation, biological process: Ras protein signal transduction; positive regulation of neuron projection development. Gene Ontology annotation, cellular component: plasma membrane. The coding region runs from base 306 to 956 and encodes 216 amino acids.
AGAGGCAGAAGAGGGAAGAAAGAAAUGCACACAGAGCAAGCAAGAGAAAGAGAUCGUGGGAGACGUGAAAGAGUGAAGGAUCAGAAGGAGGGGGGAUGUACAAGCCAGAUUUUUAUUGGAAGCAAUUGAAGUGGUUGCUAUGAGACCCGCUCCAGCACAGGACCAGCAGCCAGCCCGACGCUGAUGGUUCUUACUUCAUACUAAACCUUUCCUUUGACACAGUUUUAGAGUUGUUUAAUAUCUGAGCAAGCACCUGACACGGGUGACUUUUUUCUUCUUUUUUCUCCUCCGGUCUUUCGGGUAAAAUGGAGGUGGAAAAUGAAGCCAGCUGCUCCCCAGGCAGCGCAUCAGGCGGGUCCAGAGAGUACAAGGUGGUAAUGCUGGGAGCAGGGGGAGUUGGUAAAAGCGCAAUGACAAUGCAGUUUAUUAGUCACCAAUUCCCUGAUUAUCAUGACCCUACUAUAGAAGAUGCUUAUAAGACUCAAGUUAGGAUUGACAAUGAGCCAGCAUAUUUGGACAUCCUGGAUACUGCUGGACAGGCAGAAUUUACAGCCAUGAGGGAGCAAUACAUGCGAGGAGGAGAGGGCUUCAUCAUCUGUUACUCUGUCACAGACCGCCAAUCAUUCCAAGAGGCUGCCAAGUUUAAAGAGCUCAUUUUUCAGGUCCGUCACACCUAUGAAAUUCCCCUGGUGCUGGUGGGUAACAAAAUUGACCUGGAACAGUUCCGCCAGGUCUCUACAGAAGAAGGCUGGAGUCUUGCCAGAGAAUAUAACUGUGCUUUUUUUGAGACUUCUGCUGCCCUCAGAUUCUGCAUUGAUGAUGCCUUUCAUGGCUUAGUGAGGGAAAUUCGCAAGAAAGAAUCCAUGUCAUCCAUGAUGGAAAAGAAACUGAAGAGAAAAGACAGUCUGUGGAAGAAGCUGAAAGGCUCAUUGAAGAAGAAAGCAAAUAUGACAUGAUGUCUCUGCUUCUGAAUCCCCCACACUCCUAAAUUUUAUCAGUCAAACAAUUCUGGAUGUAGCAUUCUGCUUCAAUAUUCUAUCUCUCUCACUCUUUUUAAAAUAUCUGCCUAUAGGUAAAAGUACGAUCUGCAUAACUGUACCUCUUGAGGUAGUUGUUUAACAGUUGGAUAGAUUUUGUCAAUCAACCGGAUAUGCUGUUUAGUUUUUACAAUAUAUUACUAAAUAAAAUUGACAUUCCAAUUGC